AUGGUUCGGGCUCGGGUGGCCGGGGGCUGUGUGCCCUGCGCGAUCCCCGUUGUUCGCCCCACGCCGUCGUCGAAGGCGGCGAGUCCGCAUGGUCCCUCCAAGCGGGAGGCUGGUCCCCUCUGCUCUCCGGCAGCCCCGCAUGAUCUGAAGGAUGGGCGUUUAAGCCAGGUUUGCAAUAAGCCAGGGUCAGAGCCAGGCCUCUCCCUGGCCGGGGAGGGCUCCCCGGGGGCCUCCGAGCUCAGCUGGGAGCGUGGCCUGCGGGGAGAGGGGGUCCAGGCGUGGGGAGUCGCCCUCCUCAGGAAGGUGCCACUGCCUCGUCCGCGGGUCCUUGUGCCCGCGACUCCCAGACACCAGCCCACUUGUCACUCGAGGAUCACGCAGCGAGCCCCAGGCCCCAGAGGCUGCGAGUGCGGGCUGGACGCUAACGUCCUCCAGAUGAAAGCACAUGCGCCGCACGCGGGGCCCUCCGAGUUGGCCUGGUACGCGAACCCCGCUCCUUUCUUAGCUCUGCAUCUGUCGCGUUCCAUCGGACUACGAUCGCACUUUGGGGUGUCGGGUGGAGCCUCUAGAGCCCAGAAGGCUGCUGACGUCAGUGGUCCCUUUCUACCGCGAGUGGCCCAGGAUCGAAACUUUCCAGUGCGGCUUUUUCGGGGCUCGGUGGACCUGAGCAUGGGCCUGUCCAGCUUCAUCUCGCGGCGCCACCUGCAGCUCAGCUUCCAGGAGCCGCACUUCUACCUGCGCUGCCUCGGCAAGAACGGCGUCUUCGUGGACGGGGCCUUCCAGCGGCGCGGCGCGCCAGCCCUGCAGUUGCCCAAGCAGUGCACCUUCCGCUUCCCCAGCACGGCGAUAAAGAUCCAGUUCACGUCGCUGUACCACCAGGAGGAGGCCCCCGCGUCCCCCCUGCGGCCGCUCUACCCACAGAUCUCCCCGCUGAAGAUCCACAUCCCGGAGCCGGACCUCCGGAGCCUGGUCAGCCCCAUCCCUUCCCCGACCGGCACCAUCAGUGUCCCCAACUCCUGCCCAGCCAGCCCCCGAGGGGCCGGUUCCUCCAGCUACCGCUCCGUCCAGAACGUGACCUCCGACCUGCAGUUGGCCGCAGAGUACGCCGCGAGGGCCGCUGAGCAGCAGGCCGACACGUCCGGAGGGGACAGCCCCAAGGACGAGUCGAAGCCGCCGUACUCGUACGCUCAGCUCAUCGUGCAGGCCAUCUCGUCCGCGCAGGACCGGCAGCUAACCCUGAGCGGCAUCUACGCACACAUCACCAAGCAUUACCCUUACUACCGCACGGCCGACAAGGGCUGGCAGAACUCCAUCCGCCACAACCUCUCCCUGAACCGCUACUUCAUCAAGGUCCCCCGCUCCCAGGAGGAGCCAGGGAAGGGGUCCUUUUGGCGGAUAGACCCUGCCUCGGAGACCAAGCUGGUGGAGCAGGCGUUCCGGAAACGGAGGCAGCGGGGCGUCUCCUGCUUCCGCACCCCCUUCGGGCCGCUGUCGUCCAGGAGCGCCCCAGCUUCACCCACCCACCCCGGGCUGAUGUCCCCACGUUCCAGUGGCCUGCAGACUCCAGAGUGCCUGUCCCGGGAGGGCUCGCCCAUUCCGCACGACCCUGACUUUGGGGCCAAGUUAGCUUCUGUUCCCGAGUACCGCUAUUCCCAGAGCGCACCCGGCUCUCCAGUCAGCGCCCAGCCGGUGAUCAUGGCCGUGCCGCCCCGGCCGCCCAGCUUGGUGGCCAAGCCCGUCGCCUACAUGCCGGCGUCCAUCGUGACGGCCCAGCAGCCCUCAGGCCACGCCAUCCAUGUGGUGCAGCAGGCGCCCCCGGUCACCAUGCUCAGGGUGGUCACCACCUCCGCCAACUCCGCCAACGGAUACAUUCUCGCCAGCCAGGCCGCAGCGGGGGGCGCCCACGAGGCGGCGGGCACGGCUGUGCUGGACCUGGGCGGUGAGGCGAGAGGCCUGGAAGAGAAGCCAACUAUUGCACUCGCCACCAUCCCCGCCGCCAGCCGGGUGAUCCAGACGGUGGCCAGCCAGAUGGCCCCAGGGGUCCCGGGACACACGGUCGCCAUCCUGCAGCCAGCCACGCCAGUGACCCUGGGGCAGCACCACCUCCCGAUCCGCGCCGUCACUCAGAACGGCAAGCACGCCGUCCCCACCAGCAGCCUCGCCAGCAAUGCUUACGCCCUCACCAGCCCUCUGCAGCUCCUUGCGGCCCAGGCCAGCUCGUCCACGCCAGUGGUGGUCACACGCGUGUGUGAGGUGGGGCCCGAGGAGCCGGCGGCCACCAGCACGGCGCCCCCCACCGCCGCCGCCGCCUCGCCCACCGGGGAGCCCGAGGUCAAGAGGUCCCGAGUGGAGGAGCCCAUGGGGACUGUGACUGCACAGGCUGGCGUGAUGGCAGCCGCCGGCGCGCAGGGCCCCGGGACCGGGGAGUGACAUCGCGGCGUGGAGGUGGAGUGGGACACAC
Molecule: messenger RNA, 2461 nt
Organism: Odocoileus virginianus texanus
Lineage: Eukaryota; Metazoa; Chordata; Mammalia; Artiodactyla; Cervidae
Gene: FOXK1
Product: forkhead box K1
Biological process (GO): regulation of transcription by RNA polymerase II
Molecular function (GO): DNA-binding transcription factor activity, RNA polymerase II-specific; protein binding; RNA polymerase II cis-regulatory region sequence-specific DNA binding
Source: RefSeq, a predicted model, not a curated record